Messenger RNA from Phytophthora sojae, 2124 nucleotides. RefSeq lists its product as hypothetical. Gene Ontology annotation, molecular function: protein binding. Bases 1 to 2124 code for a protein of 707 amino acids. The record is from RefSeq and is a predicted model, not a curated record. The transcript has a single exon. Lineage: Eukaryota; Oomycota; Peronosporomycetes; Peronosporales; Peronosporaceae.
AUGAACUCCGGGGAGCGUCGCUACGUGCGCGCGAGCGACCGACGCCUGGCCGAAGUGGCCACGCAGGCCGCGGCGCGCAUUGACCUGGAGACGCUGCGGCAUCGGCGCUCAGAGGCGUCCGGCGUGACGACGGAGCGGUCGCUUGACGGGACGGUGGUCACAGCCACGUGCGUGAUCGAGUGCUCGGCCAAGGAGAUGCACGCGAUGCUGGCCCCGCCCACGAGCGAGCGCUACGCGUGCAUCAUGCGGGAGUUGGUCGGGCCGGACUUCAUCUACGGCGCCAUCGUCCACCACGCGGAGGAGAUCUCGGACCAGAACGUGACGGUCAAGACGGCCACGUUCGUCAAGCGCCACAUGCUCGCGCGUAACGAGCAGUGGUGCUUCGUCACCGCCGUCAAGGCGCUGGAGCCCAGCGAGGGCAGCCACGGCGUCGGGUUCACGGUCGCGCUCGCCUCGCUGCACCCGGACGACGUGUUCAUCGGCAAGGCCCAAGCGGCCAGCGUGAUCCACCUCCAAGGGCUCUCGGCCAUUUACCUCGUGACCCCCGAGGAGCCCAGGAAACUACAAGACGGACGGACGAAGCGCGCUGUCCGCGUCACCUUCUGCGCGCACGUGGCGACAGGCCCCGGCUCAAGCAGGCCGUCUCCUCUUCCGCUCCGAUGGCUCUUUUCAACGGUAAGGAACCGUGAAGAGGCCGACGACGCGUCCAACGGAGCAGUGCUGGCCCGCGUGGUGCAGCUGGCCCGCGCGCUGAAGCAGUUCCAGGUCGCAGUGCGUCGGCGUCGACUGGAUGCGCAGGUGCUGGCUGAUCUCCGGAAGGUGCAGCCGACUAACACUCGCUGCGUGUGCUGCACGCGUCGUGUGGGUGUUGCCAGGAGUAUGUUUGGCACUUCGAAGCGAGGCAGUACGGAAGACGCGACAAUGGCCCGGGGCUCCAAGCGCUGCCAACUGUGCGGCUUCCUCGUGUGCGCUCGCUGCGUCUGCACGAUCGGCAAGAACUCGUUCGCGGGCGAGUCGUCCGAGGCCUCAAACAAAAGCAUCAAGUACAGCCAAGCCGUGCACUUGUGCGAGCACUGCAUGCAGCGCGUGGACGACGCCGACUACGACAACUUCUGCGCGUCCAACGACGGGAUGUCUCCUUCCAGCGGGCCUGUCCACCCGGACACGCCAGAUACAGAGCCUGCCAGCGCGGUGAUCGCUCGGGCGCUUAGCCAAGUGCUUGGCGAUGCAUCCAAGGAAGAGAAGCCCGUAGUCAUCCGCGUCAUUAAGCACCUCCUCAGCCCCACGCAGGAGGAUAAAAGCAAGUUCCGGGCUAACUCAGCUGAUCUGGCCAAGAGUCUGGGUCGUCUCGCCGAAGAGCAAGGGUUCGCGGAGGAAAUUCCAAAGCCAGCGACGAAGACGGCCCCCGAAGUCACUCCAGUCCCUGAGGUUACCCCGGAGACCCCUUCGAGUCCAGUAGACGGCGAGACUCCUCCACUGGCAGGUGCAUCCGGGCGUGAGUACGCUCUGAAGUAUGCCGACUUGAGUGACGAUGAUACUGAUAGCGCCGAAGACGCUGAAAACAACGAAGCUGCUGAAGAGGUUGUUGACGUUGCGCACCAUCCUGUUCCAGCGGACGAGGCCUACCGAUUGCAGUGGAUUGACACUCAUCCGAAGAUCGUCACGCACAUGAUGAACCUGCCAGACCUCGAGCUGUUGUGCAACAUCGCGCGUGGCGAGCUGCAGUGCGAUGCUACGCUGGUAACCAUCAUUGGACCCCAUUGCUCUUACGUCGUGGCGUCCACUGACCCUGCUUGGCGAGGCUGUGAAAUCCCCCGCGACCACUCCAUCUGCGCUCACACCCUCACGAAUGGAGCUCCGCUGCUCGUCCGCCACCCUGAGGCCGACGUGCGCUUCAGUGCGAUGAACCUCGUCCGUCGGGACGGCGUGCGCUUCUAUUUCGGCUUCCCCAUCAAGAUUUCUUACCCGGAAGGAGGAGGCACCACUGCUGUCGGCACAUUUUGCUGUGUUCACGCCGGCGAGACGCGCGAUGUCUCGGAGUCCCAGUACGCGCUCAUGGCGACUCUCGCUGAAGGCGCCACGCGCGUGAUGGCAUGUCGGGCAUCCCGCCUACUUGAAGGUUAG